Molecule: messenger RNA, 2048 nt
Organism: Merops nubicus (carmine bee-eater)
Lineage: Eukaryota; Metazoa; Chordata; Aves; Coraciiformes; Meropidae
Gene: NEFM
Product: neurofilament, medium polypeptide
Exons: 2
Coding region: 49-1452 (467 amino acids)
Biological process (GO): neurofilament bundle assembly
Cellular component (GO): axon; postsynaptic intermediate filament cytoskeleton; intermediate filament
Molecular function (GO): structural constituent of cytoskeleton
Source: RefSeq, a predicted model, not a curated record
GACACGAUUCAUCAGCUGGAGAAUGAGCUUAGAGGAACGAAGUGGGAAAUGGCACGUCACUUGAGGGAAUACCAGGACCUCCUCAAUGUCAAGAUGGCCCUGGAUAUUGAAAUUGCUGCAUACAGGAAGCUACUGGAGGGUGAAGAGACAAGAUUCAGUGCCUUCUCUGGAAGCAUUACUGGGCCCAUAUUCACGCACAGACAACCAUCUGUCACAAUAGCAUCCACUAAAAUUCAGAAAACAAAAAUUGAACCACCAAAGCUGAAGGUCCAGCACAAGUUUGUAGAAGAAAUCAUUGAAGAGACAAAGGUGGAGGAUGAAAAGUCUGAGAUGGAAGAUGCCCUAGCAGCUAUUGCAGAAGAAAUGGCAGCCAAGGCCCAGCAAGAAGAGCAGGAGGAAGAAAAGGCAGAAGAAGCAGCUGUGGAGGAAGAAGCUGUUUCUGAGAAGGCUGCUGCAGAACAAGCAGCUGCACCUGAGGAAGAGAAGGAGGAAGAGGAAGCAGAGGAGGAAGAAGAAGCUGCAAAAUCUGAUGCAGCGGAAGAAGGAGGUUCUGAAAAAGAAGAAAUAGAGGAAAAGGAAGAAGGGGAGGAGGCCGAGGAAGGUGGGGAAGAAGCUGAGGCCAAGGGCAAAGCUGAAGAGGCAGCCGCAAAGGUAGAAAAGGUGAAGACCCCUCCCGCAAAGUCACCUCCUAAAUCCCCCCCUAAGUCCCCUGUAACGGAGCCGGCCAAGGCUGCCCAGAAGGAAGCAGGAAAAGAGCAGAAGGUGGAGAAAGCUGUUGAGAAACCAGCCAAGGAGGAGGAGAAAGCAGCACCUCCAGAGAAAGCAGCAUCUCCGGAGAAGGCAGCAACACUCAAGGUGACCUCUCCAGAGAAGGUGGUGAGCCCGGAGAAGCCCCGCUCCCCAGAGAAGCCGGCGAGCCCAGAGAAACCCCCCUCCCCAGAAAAACCAGCGAGCCCCGAGAAGCCCCGCUCCCCAGAGAAGCCAGCGAGCCCAGAGAAGCCCCGUUCCCCAGAGAAGCCCCCCUCCCCAGUGAAGGAUGCAAAGGCAGCGGUGGAGGAGACCAUCACUGUCACCAAGGUCACGAAGAUCAGCGCAGAGGUGGAGAAGGAGUCCAGGAAAGAAGAUAUCGCCGUGAACGGUGAGGUGGAGGAGAAGAAGGAAGAGGGAUCCAAAGAGAAGGAGGUGGAGGAGGAAGACAAGGGAGUUGUGACCAAUGGCCUCGAUGUGAGUCCAAUUGAUGAUAAAGGUGAGAAAAUCGUAGUAACCAAAAAAGCAGAGAAGAUCACUGGUGAAGGUGGGGACAGUACAACCACGUAUAUCACCAAGUCGGUGACGGUCACUCAGAAGGUAGAGGAACACGAAGAAAGCUUUGAGGAGAAAUUAGUGUCUACCAAGAAAGUAGAGAAAGUUACUUCACAUGCUGUAGUAAAAGAGAUUAAAGAGAGCGAAUAAAAUAAAUCAUAGCUAAAUUAAAAAAAAAAAAAUUAAAGAGCUUGGGUCGGUGCAAAAGGUUAAGCCAUAUGACAGCAGCAAAAUGCAUGUGAGUGACGGCUUCAAAGCAGAAUGGGUUCUCUCAUGGAGGCUCCAGACACACAGUAUUUUACUUUUUUUGUGCAAUAUAGGGGAGGGGGGGGGAAUGCAUGCAGGCUCAAGAUGUGCUCCCUCCACAGAGCUUGGGAAUCUAAAAACAAAAAAAAAAAAAAUAAAAAAUAAUACUACUAAUAGUGCAUGAGAUGAAAUGUGCAAAGGAAGCUUUUUGAAUUUCCUGAGCUGUUGGAGGGACAUAUCUGAGGAAGACUUAAGAUGUAUUAUGCAAAGAACCAACUGAGCCAAAACCAAACAGAAAACAGUAAUAGAAUAUUCAUGAGAACCAGAACUCUCCUAGCCUUAAAAAAAAGCUACUUAUAAAUUAUGUUUACCUCACUGGUGCAAUUAGGAUGGACUUUUGCUCAUGGGAGAACCUAGUUGACAUGCACAGUAUGCAACCUUUUGUUGUUUGAUGUAAAAGUCACAGCAGUUCUUGCUCAAUAAAGGUCAAUACUGAAAAC